AUGCCGCUCGUCUCCAACUUCGCCAAACGCGCCGGUGUCCUCGCCGACGCCAUAGUCGCACUCGCCCGCGCCUCUUCGACCGACGUGGACGAGCGCACCGUGAGCGAGACGCUCGAAAACUCAAAGUGUUUAGACGCGCCUCUGGAUUCCGACGAACCCGUGAGCGCGUCCGAUUGCGCGCGCGUCGAGCAUGCGCACCACGUCGCGGUGACGACGAUCGUGCGAGACGCUCGGAAACUCGGGACGAGCGUCACGCGAUGCGGGAUCGAGGACGCUGUGGAGAGAGAGGCGAAGAGCGGGGAAUUGCGCGCGACCGGGACGCGCGCUUCGGAGUCGCUCCGCGCGUUGGAACACGCGUUGCGAUGCGGGGAGUUGUUGGGAGGUAAUGCGUACAGUUGUGUGUUCACGACGAUUGAAAUUACGUUGGACGCGUGCGCGUUGGACGAAGCCGCGGACGUCGUGGCGUGGAUGGAGACAAAUAGGGAGCGCUUGCACGAACCCGAGGCGUGGCGGAAAGGCAAACUUCCGACGUUACGAACGCUCAUCGCGUUGAUUAAGCGGUGCGGGGGAAGGAGCGCGCGAGAGUCGAGAUUGAAAGGGCGGGCGUUGGGGUUACAAACAUGGAUGAUGGGGGUGAGCGAUCGAUCGGGGUUGAAUUUACAAGGCGCGAGCAACCCGAAUGUGACGCCUAUUUUUGAGCAGGAUGAGUGGGUGCGAGAGGACGCUGAGAACGACGACGAGACGAUGGAUGUCGACGGUGAGUACGAGAAGGGAGAGAUCGAUAUGUCCACGUUCGGCGCCGACGGGGCGUUUCACAAGACGUUCUGGUCGUUGCAGACAUAUUAUCAGAAUCCGACGCAGGCGAUGUGCAGGGACGGCGCGUGGAACACAUAUCACGCCAUCCUAAGAGAGAUCAUGGACAAGUUUGAGGAGCAUCCGCUCACAGAGACGGCGAAGACGUUGUUGGACUUUCACGAAAACCCAGAGCUUCGCGAUCUGAUCGGUCACCGAUUUCUCACGGCGCGCCGGUUACUCCCGAUGCAACUGCGCGACUACAGCUUUCGUCGGCAGAUUUUGAUCCAAACCGCCUUCUUCCUUGAGGCGAUGACGACGGAGAAGUUCAAGGAACACGUCGUCGAUGAGGAAGUCAUCGAGGCGCGAGAGCGCGUGAUGGAAAUCCUCAAGCGAACGGGACCCGACGCGCAGCUCGCGGCCUCGUUCAUCGAGGACGUACUCGAAGACGAGGCGGGUUGGCGCAAGUGGCGCGACGAUGGAUGUCCGAACUUCGUUCGCGAACCGAUCGAUUUUGAAAAAGAGCCGAUGCCAGACAACUGGGACAUUAAGUACUCGAUGUGGCCGCCGGAUCAGUUUCCCGAACCCGAUCCGAGAUACAAGGAGGACUUCGGUGACGAAGCGCUCAACCGGCUGUGGAACAUCGACGACGAUGACGUUAAGAACGCGCGUUCCGAAUUCCUUGUGGCCGAAUCGAUCGAAGAUUUUUUCCGUCCCUGUCUAGAGGAGAUGGAUCCCGAGGCACAGGUAGAGGAACAGUACAGGAGAGUGAACGACGAGGUGUUCCGCUGGCGAGCGAUGCGCAUGCUUGCGAGGAGUCACUUGCAUUUGUUCCCCAAAAUAGCUGCAGAGGGUUUGGAGAGCGUCGUGCCAGAAAUAUUGGGCGUGCCCGACCCUCGACCACGGAAGGAAACGGACGAGGCAAAGGAGACCACGCCCACGAAGGAGGGAGAAGAAAAUUUUCUCACAUCGCACGUCGAGGCGUUGGAUGGCGAACUCGAGCCCAUCGAGGGGGACGAGGAAGACGUCAAGCUGACGGAAAAGGAGGACGUCAUGGACGUCGGUGAGGACACAUUGAAAAUAGAAGUGAACUCAGAGGUGAAAACGGAGAUGAAGACAGAGGUGAAGACAGAGGUCAAGACAGAAGAGAAAAAAGAGGAGCCCACCAACAGUGAAUCGCCGGCGAAGGUGAGAACGCCAGAACGAUCGCCCGGUACGGACUCAAAGACGCCAAAGGAAUCGUUGCCCGAGAAGAGACCAUCCCCAGAUGCCGGUGGACGAGGACGCGGUGGCCCAGGUGGACGCGGAGGACGCGGUGGACGCAGCGGACGCGGUCGGGGAAGAGAUCAAGGACAUAGCACUCGGCAACCUGUUAGAGCUGUGAGACCGCCGCCGCGACAGUCGGAGCCACAACCUCCGCCGCCGCGACGUGAGCUGUCUCGAGAGCCGCAGCGCCCGCCACCACAGCGAGGACCGCCGCCAUCGCGCGGAAGAGAUCAACACAGAGAGCCCCCCGGAAGAUACACGCCGCCUAAUCGUCCACAGGGGCAGCGGUGGGAACGCGGCGGGCGGGAUCAGCAGUCCGGCGAGCCUCGGCGGGAUCCUCCGCCGCCUCGGCACCAAGGAACGAACCUCGGUAAACGCACGCGAGAGGACAACAGCGGUGGACAAGGCGGCGGACCGCGGGCGCGUGGUAACCAAAAUCAGAGAUACAACAGAGGGUACACUAGAACUAGGCGUUAG
Molecule: messenger RNA, 2535 nt
Organism: Ostreococcus tauri
Lineage: Eukaryota; Viridiplantae; Chlorophyta; Mamiellophyceae; Mamiellales; Bathycoccaceae
Product: THO complex, subunit THOC1
Exons: 1
Coding region: 1-2535 (844 amino acids)
Biological process (GO): mRNA export from nucleus; regulation of DNA-templated transcription elongation
Cellular component (GO): THO complex part of transcription export complex
Source: RefSeq, a predicted model, not a curated record